GAACGAAGGCUUUUAAUUGUCCUCAGUAAUUGCUGCUAUUUAGAACGUCACACUUUCCUUAAUCUAGCCGAACACUUUGAGAAGCAUGGUUUCCAAGGAGUGGAAAAAAUUAUUCAAGUUAGUAUGGAUUCAUUAAAAGAAUUAGAUCAGCGGCUAUUUGAAAUAUACAUUGAGCUAAAGGCUGAUCCCAUUGUGGGUUCAUUGGAACCCGGAAUUUAUGCUGGCUACUUUGAUUGGAAAGAUUGUCUUCCUCCAACAGGUGUCAGAAACUAUUUAAAGGAAGCUUUAGUACACAUAAUCGCUGUACAUGCUGAGGUAUUCACUAUCUCAAAGGAGCUCGUACCCAGAGUUUUGUCGAGGAUUGUUGAAGCAGUUGCCGAAGAACUCAGCAGACUAAUGCAGUGUGUUUCAUCCUUCAGCAAGAACGGUGCUCUGCAGGUAGUCAAGUUAUGGGAUGUAAUUGUUAACAAAUGUGUAUUUCUGCUACCAUCUUUGGACAUUUGCAGGCAGACAAUUCUUUUUGAUGGUUUUCAUAAAAUCCCAUGCUCAAGCUUUAAGCAAGCUCUCGAAGCUUUGCCUCAGCUUUCAAGUGGUGCAGAUAAAAAAUUGCUGGAAGAACUACUGAACAUAUUCAAGAGCAGCAUGCAGUUUCAACUCACCUGCUUUCAAGCUUCUUCUUCCACAAUGGUGAAGACCUAAUUCUGAAACUGAAUUCUUUUCAUGAAAAGGGAACCGUAAAUGCCAUCAGUCUUUUUCUCAAGUAACUGUGCUAUUCUCUUCUGCGACCUCAUUUUCUUGAAUCAAAAUUCAGAGUAAAAUUAUUAAUAGAUCUGUUGGCUUCUAGAAAUAGCAAACACUCCCCUUUUGUUUUGAUGAGAAUUUACUCUGGAACAGCAAUAUAUCACAGUAUGUUUAAUAGCUUGGCAAGCUGGUUGUAUUUAUUAUCCUAAUAAAUCUUGACAAGUGAUGUCGCCGGAUUCCUUAACACUUCUGAGCAUGUUUACCAAAAUGUUCUAAAAUUCUCCCCUAUCAGUAGAGAUGUUUGGUCCAUUAAAUUAUGACAUGUGUACUUGUAUCAUCAUCUAUCAUCACACAUAGUCCUGAAUAUCCACUGUUUGCCUGCUGGCCUCUAUGGAAUGGAUUCUUUCAACCAGAUGUAUAUAAUGGUAUGUGGGAAAGACCUUGGGAGAGUAGGCCAAGAGACACUGCCAAGAGAAUGAUCAGAUAAGAGACAGCGUAGCCCACGAUUAGAUGAUGGGCAGGACCAGGAACUCAGAAGAGACCCUCCCUACUUUCUCAAGCUGUAAAGGAGAUUGGGGGGGGGGGUUUAAAUUUUGAAGCUUGCAAGAUACUGUUAAUGUAGCUUUACAAUAAAGUAGAAUUAGCGUA
This is a messenger RNA of Thamnophis sirtalis, 1389 nucleotides long. The record is from RefSeq and is a predicted model, not a curated record. Lineage: Eukaryota; Metazoa; Chordata; Lepidosauria; Squamata; Natricidae.